Messenger RNA from Uranotaenia lowii, 2094 nucleotides. RefSeq lists its product as uncharacterized. The record is from RefSeq and is a predicted model, not a curated record. The transcript has a single exon. Gene Ontology annotation, molecular function: zinc ion binding; nucleic acid binding. Lineage: Eukaryota; Metazoa; Arthropoda; Insecta; Diptera; Culicidae. The coding region runs from base 1 to 2094 and encodes 697 amino acids.
AUGCGCAAUCUAAAAGAACUUUACAAGUUGGAAAGCAGCCAGUGUCGCGUUUUUGAGACAGUGCGACAGUUUAUUGCAAGUGCAAAAAUAAAUACAGUUAGAAGUGAACUGAUCGGCGUACGCAUAGAACGUUUGGACGAUGCGUUCAAGCAGUUUCAGCUAGUGCGUGCGGAAAUCGAGCUGCAGACUGACCAGGUGACCGGGGCAGAAGAUCCUGAGCAGGAGUUGGCGUUGAUCACCGCACGGGCCGAGGAGAAUGACGGUAUUUCGAUGAUGAAAGAGGAUGAUUACUGCAACCUCAAGGGUGAGCUGUUACACCUUCAAUCAUUAGCAACCAGAUCCGAACAUGCUGAACAAGCCCCAACAACCAGUACCCAGGAGCGGAUCGGGCCAUCGGCCAGUUUGGCACGCGUGAAAUUGCCCGAGAUAUCUCUGCCGAGCUUUGAUGGGCAGAUCAAGCUGUGGAUAACUUUUCGGGAUUCCUUCGACAGUCUCAUCCAUUCUAAUACCCAGUUGACGGCAAUGGACAAGUUCACCUACCUACGUUCCGCACUAACAGGAGAAGCUCUUCAAGAGGUGAGCUCGAUUGAGAUCACAGCUGCCAAUUAUGAAAUAGCAUGGGCUGCCUUGGCAAACCGAUAUGAAAAUCGGAAACUUAUAGUUAAAACCUAUCUCGAUGCGCUUUUCAAAGUUGAAAUGAUGCACAAAGAGUCCUACGACGGGCUGAGUAAAGUGAUUGGUGAUUUUGAGAAAAAUCUACAGAUGUUGAAAAAAGUGGGCGAAUCUUCCGACGGUUGGAGCACUUUACUGGUGCACAUGGUAUGCGCCCGAUUGGAUCCGUUGACGUUGCGCCACUGGGAAACGCAUCACAAUUCCCGAGAGGUGCCUAAUUUCAAGGAUUUGAUGCGGUUUCUGAGAGAUCACUGUACUGUUUUGCAAACACUAGCACAUCAAUCUACUGCAGCAGAUUCCCAGUCCAACCGAUCAAAUUUCGAGUUAAGCCAUCCCAGUAUUCAACUUUCCUCAAGAUGUCCAUUCUGCGGUGAAGAAUUUCAUUCUGCUUUCCGAUGCAUGAAGUUUUUGAAGUGUAUAGUGGAAGAACGCGAUGAUUUAGUGAAGAGGGCUCGUCUGUGCCUGAACUGUUUUUCUCCCGGUCACGUGGCUCGUGUCUGCAGCAGAGGCUCGUGUCGUCAUUGUGGGUCGCGCCAUCAUUCGUUGCUGCAUCCAGACCCUCAAUCCUCCGUCUCGCAAAUCCAUACGAAUUCGCCACCACCAGUACGUCAAGCUCCGCAAUCCCCACUACCAUCUCCGUCAUCCCAACCGAUCCCUUCAACUAGCACACUUUCCAGACCACAAACCACCUCAUCGUUCACAGUAACCCAAAUGCCAGACUACUCUACAGACUUCUCUGACGACAUCCAACACACAAUUGGACAUCCCUCACAAGUACACACACCACCACACCAAGUUCUUCUGUCAACGGCCGUUGUUCGCAUCCUGGAUCAAGCUGGAAACUUCCGGAAAGCCAGAGCCUUGCUAGAUUCUGGCUCACAGUUAAACUUCAUCACUACAACGUUCUGCCAAGGUUUGAAGCUUCAGAGUUCCUCCGAUAAUGUUACCGUUCAUGGAAUCAGUGGGUCAACAGUCUCGAAACAGCAAGUGAAGGCAUCCGUUUUUCCCCGUUGCUCGAGAAUGUCUUCGUUUGGCUCUUUGAUGACGUUUAACGUGCUUUCUGAGAUAACAUCUACUCAACCAGUCAGCCGUGUUCCGUGCAGUAUUCCAAAGAAUUUAGUGCUUGCUGAUCCCAACUUUCACGAGCAUGGACAAAUCGACCUCAUCAUUGGUGCUCAGGCCUUCUACGAACUGCUUUCCGAUGGUCGUUUGAAAGUGUCAGAUCAUGGUCCUAGCCUGCAGAAUUCCGUUUUCGGUUGGAUCGUGUCAGGCACUGUUCCAGAACAGAAAACGUCCAGGGUUUUACAAAAAGGUGUAAUCCGUGUCGGCGGCCGGUUGCAACAUGCACCAUUUUCGAUGAUCCACUCCCAAAACAACAAGUUUCAUCAUUUGCAAAGAGGCAAACAGACGACGCCAGUCUGA